Molecule: messenger RNA, 2085 nt
Organism: Thermothelomyces thermophilus ATCC 42464
Lineage: Eukaryota; Fungi; Ascomycota; Sordariomycetes; Sordariales; Chaetomiaceae
Exons: 6
Coding region: 287-1915 (542 amino acids)
Biological process (GO): transmembrane transport
Cellular component (GO): membrane
Molecular function (GO): transmembrane transporter activity
Source: RefSeq, a predicted model, not a curated record
CGAAAACACAUGAGAGGGUCGGCAGACAGCUCUUGUCACUUGAAGCAGCACCAGAUCAUUUAGCGAUCAACUAGUCUCUUUCGCGUCAUUCACAGCAUGGGGCAGCCGUCGUUCGAGGCGUCCCACGCCCUCGUUUAUGUGACAUAUGGAGUAUUUCUGUUGUUGGGAACAGGCGUUGCCUGGACGUUCAGGAACCAGAGCAAGGGAGAGUUCCUGGCAGGCAACAGGACUCAAACUGCUCUGCCGCUCGCCCUGAACUUCAUCGCAUCCGGUGAGUGAGUGAGCCAUGCGGCUGAAGAGAGAGCCAAUCGGCGGGUCUUUCCAAAAUCAGGGCGGCGGCAACGCAGGAGUCAAGCAUCAGACUCGCAUCGUUCUCGAUUCGGCAGGACACUUGAUCGAGGAAUGGCGUCGUAGGGCGACGACAUGUGAACGGCGACAACAGACGACAAGGAAGGCCAGGCCACAGGCUGACCAAGCCCUCGGCUCCGGUAUCCUCUUCACUUACCCUCAGCUUGCAACGUUGGCUGGUGUUCAGGGCGUGGUCGUCUACGCCUUGGCGUCCGCCCUCCCCCUUCUGAGUUUCGCUGCGCUGGGCCCCAUCAUCCGCCGCAAGUGUCCCCAGGGGUUCGUCCUCACCGAGUGGACCAGGCAGCGAUACGGGACGCUUGCGGCUCUGUACCUAAGCUUUAUGACGCUGGUCACACUGUUCCUCUACAUGAUUUCCGAGCUGUCCGCCAUCGGACAGGUCGUCAACCUCCUGACGGGAAUUGACGGGCUGCCCGUGCUGAUUGUGGAAUGCGUCAUCACAACCAUCUACACUUCCGUUGGCGGUUUCAAGGUGUCCUUCUUUACGGACAACAUCCAAGGAGCUAUGGUUCUGGGUCUUAUUCUGAUCGCCACCAUCACCAUCGGCGUCGAGACCAAGAUCGACACGAGCCUGAUCGAAUCCUCCGGCCUGACCAAGGCUAGUCUUCUUGGCUGGCAACUCCUUUACAUCCUGCCCGUGGCUAUCCUGACUAAUGACUUCUUCCUCUCUAAUUUCUGGCUCCGCACCUUCUCCGCCAAGACCGACCGCGACCUCUGGCUCGGCAUCACCGGCGCCGUCGUCGCGACGCUCGUCAUCAUCACCCUGGUCGGCUCGACGGGCCUGAUCGCCGCCUGGGCCGGCGUCUGGCCGGGGCCCGAGGACGCGCCCGUCGACGGCUCCGUCGCCUUCUUCGCGCUGCUCACGCAGCUGCCCAACUGGGUCGUCGGCGUCGUCGUCGUCAUGUCCGUCACCCUCAGCACCGCCGCCUUCGACUCGCUCCAGUCGGCCAUGGUCACGUCGGCGUCCAACGACCUGUUCCGGAACCGGCUGAACAUCUGGUGGAUCCGGGCCGGCGUCGUGCUCAUCAUGAUCCCCGUGGUGGUGAUUGCGAUCCGGGCGCCGUCCAUCCUGCAGAUUUACCUCAUCUCGGACCUCGUCUCGGCCGCGACCAUCCCCGUGCUGGUGAUCGGCCUGUCGGAUGCCUGUUACUGGUGGAGGGGGUUCGAGGUGGUCGUGGGCGGCCUGGGCGGCCUGUUUACCGUCUUCUUGUUCGGCACCGUCUACUACGGCGACGCGCAGCUGGGCGCCGAGCUGAUGCUGCUGGAGCAGGGCCUGUACACGGCCGACUGGGGCGCCUUUGGCGCCUUCGUCGCGGCUCCCGUCGGAGGCCUGCUCUGGGGAUUCGGCGCGUUGGGCCUGCGGCUGGGCAUCCAGUACGUCAGCGCUCGGCUCAGGGGACAGAGGUUCGACGCUCUCGAUCGCCCCGUGGCUGUUAGCGGGCCGCAGCUUGUCGACCCCGAGGCUGGGAGGGACGGCGGUACCUGGGACAACACCGAAAUCUCUUCGGAUGCUCCUGGUCUCGCCAAGACCACUGGCAAGUUCUUCUAGAAACCCAGCCUAGAAGUGGGCGGUGAUGGAAAAGGGGUGGCAUGGCCACCGUUCGAUCGAGGUGUCAUAGAGCACUGCACAUUCCCCGGGCUUCUCAACUUUGGUGCUUGUUGCUUGGGUAGUUCGGCACCCUCCAGGAUAUUGACGUGGCAAUGGAUCUCGCAGUGCUC